Molecule: messenger RNA, 933 nt
Organism: Menidia menidia (Atlantic silverside)
Lineage: Eukaryota; Metazoa; Chordata; Actinopteri; Atheriniformes; Atherinopsidae
Source: the annotation of a GenBank genome assembly
CUGCCGGGGCUUCAUAAGCCAGCCGCUGCCUGGCCGUGCCUCAGUAUUUACGCACCAGAGCUGAAGAUGGCACUGGCCGACGUGGAUCGCAGCGCGCCGGGCUGCGGGGACCCGGGCUCCCCGUUUUCCGAGAUCAUCGAGCUCAACGUGGGCGGACAGGUCUACGUGACCAGGCACAAAACCCUCGUCGCCGUGCCCGACUCGCUGCUGUGGAACAUGUUCAGCAAGAAGUCGCCCAAGGAGCUGGCGAGGGACAGCAAGGGGCGCUUCUUCCUGGACCGGGACGGCUUCUUGUUCCGCUACAUCCUCGACUACCUGCGCGACCUGAACCUGGUCCUCCCGGACUACUUCCCGGAGAAGAGCCGGCUGCAGAGGGAGGCGGACUUUUUCCAGCUGAGGGACCUGGCCAAACGGCUCAGCCCUCGGAUGAGCAAGGACAACUCCAUGAGCGAGGAGAUCAGCCAGAGCGACACGGAGGAGGGCGCGCAGCAGUGCGGCUCCUCCUCCGGCGGCGGUGCCAUGGACACUUUACGCACCGUGUCCACCGUGCGCUCCCCGUCCCUGGACUCCAGGAAGUCCGGCUACAUCACGAUAGGAUACCGGGGCUCGUACACCAUCGGCAGAGACAUCCAGACCGACGCCAAGUUCAGGAGGGUGGCGCGCAUCACCGUGUGCGGGAAGACCUCUCUGGCCAAAGAGGUGUUCGGGGAGACGCUGAACGAGAGCCGGGACCCGGACAGACCCCCCGAGAGAUACACGUCCCGCUACUAUCUCAAGUAUAAUUUUCUGGAGCAGGCGUUCGACAAGCUGACGGAGGUGGGCUUCCACAUGGUCGCCUGCAGCUCCACGGGCACCUGCGCCUACACCAGCAACGAUCCCAACGAGGACAAAAUUUGGACAAGCUACACCGAAUACGUAUUCUGCCGAGAGUAA